This is a messenger RNA of Pseudomyrmex gracilis, 7806 nucleotides long. RefSeq names its product protein crumbs (gene crb). Gene Ontology annotation, cellular component: protein-containing complex; plasma membrane. Gene Ontology annotation, molecular function: calcium ion binding. Lineage: Eukaryota; Metazoa; Arthropoda; Insecta; Hymenoptera; Formicidae. Gene Ontology annotation, biological process: heterophilic cell-cell adhesion; establishment or maintenance of epithelial cell apical/basal polarity. The transcript has 19 exons. Bases 234 to 6767 code for a protein of 2177 amino acids. The record is from RefSeq and is a predicted model, not a curated record.
GCAGUCUCGUUUCGGCGAUCGCUCGCAGUCGGUCGGAGUUGGUGCGCGCGUGGGUGCAAAGGUGAACGAUUGGAGAACAGAAGGGAGAAAAAAAAAAAAGAAGACCUCAGGACGAAAAGUUUCGCGCGAACAGCGAGCGAGGUAGCUUUAGGCGAGGCGAAGGUGAGGAUUUAAUUGGCAAGGAUGUCAAGUGCGUGAGAGAGAAGAAACAAGAAGAAGAGGAGAGCCGGAAAAUGCGGGCGCGACACGUCGUAGCAGUUUUGACCACUUUGUUGGUUAUCAUACAGGGGGCUCCUCAAAAUCUCAGGCGUCGGGAUUACGAGCAGCAUUCACGUGAGGCCUAUUUCAACGGCUCGGCAUUUUUGAAGCUGAGUUCCUUCGUAUCCGUGCACCGUCACAGCGGUCUCAGUUUUCGCACUUGCGAUCCCGGCCGGUUGUUUUUGCAGAAGUACAACGAUGAUUCGAUUAGUCUUGAAGUGACGCCCGAGGGAUUGCUGUUCGUGGCCGUGAUCGAUCAGCAAAGAUACAGGGCCCGGUUAAACGCCAGAUUGCUCAACAAUGCCUGGCAUACCGUUAAUCUGUUCUUCAGACUUGGCAAUCUUACGUUAAACGCCGCGGGACACACUCAGAUGGUUGCAAAUGCGACGUUCAAUUCUGCCAUCCUGACACUUCCCGAUUACAACGUAGACAGCAUACUUAUAGUCGGCGAAGGAUUCAAAGGAUGCAUUUUGCAAGGACCCGGGCUUCUAUUCAACGGCAGCAUCAAUAACGGAGCUGUGUUCGGGCCCUGUCCGGAAAGCAAAGGAUGUGGCGCGAGCGGCACAGGAGCCAUCGCCACGACCUCCUCCUCCUCCACGGAUUUCUGUCAUCACGAGCCGUGCAUGAUGCGUGGUAAAUGCGUGUCGCGGCUGGACCGCUACGAGUGUCACUGUUACGCCCGAUACUCCGGCAACAACUGCGAGAUUGACAAUGGCUCACCUUGUCAAAACGGUCCGUGUCGUAACGGCGGCACUUGCAACGAAGACGCGCGAGGCGACUUCAGCUGCAGCUGCAAGCCCGGUUUCACUGGCAGUCUUUGUGAAUCGCAGUUAGGAGUGCGACUGUGCGAGCAGAAUCCCUGCAGAAACGACGGUGUUUGCAUAGCGAUAACGGACAGCGAGUACAAAUGCGAGUGUCAGCCUGGUUGGACCGGGAAAAAUUGUGAAACCAAUAUCAACGAGUGCGCCUCGAACCCGUGCAAGAACGACGGCAUCUGCAUCGACGGUAUCAACAAUUACACUUGCAGAUGCGACAGAACCGGUUACGAGGGAGCCAAUUGCGAGGUGGACAUCGACGAGUGCCUGGCAAAUCCGUGCCUGAACAAAGGCGUGUGCUUCGAUUAUUACGGCAGUUACAUCUGCCACUGUCCGACGGGCUUCGAGGGUCAGAACUGCGAGCUCAAUCUAAACGAGUGCCUGUCCACACCAUGCGCCAACGGUGGUGAGUGUAUCGAUGACGUGGGCACUUACCACUGCGAAUGUCUCCCCGGAUUCACGGGUCGUCACUGCGAACUCAGGAAUCUUUGCAAGAACGCGGCUUGUCCGCCCAACAGUAUCUGUGUGGAAGACGUGCACGGACCCCAAUGCGUCUGCAAUCCGGGCUUCAUGGGCAAUCCGCCCAAUUGCACUGUAAAUUACUGCGCAAGUAAUCCAUGUGCCAAUGGCGGUACCUGCACCAGCGGCAGAGACGGUUUCAACUGCACCUGCCUACCCGAAUGGAGAGGAAAGACCUGUCUGACCAGUAUUAACGAAUGCCGUUCACAACCGUGCCAAAACGGCGGUGUCUGCAUCGACCGCGUCAAUGGUUACAUCUGCAACUGCACCAGAGAUUUUAUAGGUGAAAAUUGUGAACGGGAAUACGAUGCCUGCGUCAUAAAUCCUUGCCAGAACAACGGCACGUGUAUGUUGAUUUCAAGAUCGAAAAGAGACUUCGUGUGCGAAUGUCCACACGGCUUCGAAGGCAAGGUGUGCGACGUGAAUAUCGACGAUUGCCUAGGCGUGGCGUGUCCGGAUGACAAAGUUUGCGUGGAUGGUAUCAAUGGUUACGAAUGUAAAUGCCCGGAGGGUUACAGGGACCCUAAUUGCACGCUGAUCAUAGAUCACUGCGCCAUGAAACCGUGCAACAACGGCACAUGCAUCGACCACGGCGAGCACGGUUUUGAGUGCAAGUGCUUGAACGGUUUUCAAGGUCAGUACUGCGAUCUCGACGUGAACGAGUGCGAGCUACACGGCAAUUCCCUGUGUAACAACGGUAUUUGCAUCAACACCGAAGGCGGUUACAACUGUUUUUGUCGACCAGGUUUCUCCGGUGAUCAUUGUGACAUUGACAUUGACGAAUGUCUGUGUAGUCCGUGCAAAAACAACGCCACGUGCAUUGACGGGAUCAACACGUUCGAGUGUCAAUGCCCGGCUGGCUACACCGGCAAGACUUGCGACGUUGAUGUAAAUGAGUGCGAUAGCAAUCCGUGCGUGAAUAGGGGUCAGUGCAUAAACGGCGUGGCGACGUACACGUGCGUAUGUCCGCCGGGCUUCUCCGGCGCAAAUUGCGAGAUCGAUAUCGACGAAUGCGAAUCAGUACCUUGUUUAAACUUCGGCAAGUGCAUCGACGGCGAAAACGGUUACAUCUGUGAUUGUAGCGAUACUGGUUUUGAGGGUCUGCAUUGCGAAAAGAAUAUUGACGAGUGUCUGUCGCAACCGUGCAAAAACGGCGGACUUUGCGUGGACGAUGUCAAGAACUACAAGUGUCAGUGUUACGUCGGAUACACUGGCCGAAAUUGCGAAAUAGACGUGGACGAGUGCGAGAGCUCGCCUUGUCAGUACAACGGCACUUGUCUCGAACGAUCGAACAGAGAACUCUACAAGACUGAGGCUCAGAACUUACCCGCGAUUUUCAAUCAGGAAUUCAGUUACGCCAACGCCAGCGGGUAUGAGUGCCUCUGCGUGCAAGGUGUCACCGGUAAGAAUUGCGAGGUGAACAUCAACGAGUGUGACAGCAAUCCGUGCGGUCCGGGCAAUUGCAUGGAUCGCAUCGGCGGCUACACCUGCGAAUGCGACGAAGGUUACGAAGGUGAUCAUUGCCAACACGAGAUCGACGAGUGCAAGAGAUACAAUCCCUGCGAGCACGGUGUGUGCACCGAUGGCAGAGCCGAUUAUUUCUGCACCUGCGACUCGGAGUACGGGGGCAAAAAUUGUUCGGUCAAACUGAUCGGCUGUCAGGGCAACGCUUGUCAGAACGGCGGCACUUGUUGGCCCUAUCUGGUCGACGAGACCAUUCACAAGUUUAACUGUACUUGUCCCAACGGCUAUCACGGUGAAGUCUGCGAUUAUGUGACAACGAUGUCUUUGGGUGGCAGUUCGUACGUCUUAGUAAAUACAACACGCGACGAGGGUUACGACAUUCAGUUCCGCUUCAGAACUACUCUACCGAACGGUCUUUUGGCAAUUGGGAAGGGUGUGACCAUUUACAUUCUCCAGUUGGUAAACGGCAAGCUCAACAUCCACAGUAGUAUCUUAAAUAAAUGGGACGGUGUUUUCGUCGGUAGCGGUCUCAACGAUUCAACGUGGCAGAAAGCUUUUGUGGCGAUAAACGCGACACAUCUCGUUCUCUCAGCCAACGAGGAACAGACCAUCUAUCCGAUCAGUCCUAACGAGGGUUCUAAUUCAUCGAAUCACACGUCCUUUCCCACAACCUACGUGGGUGGCAGUCACAUCAGCUCUUUCAGCUUUUUGAGACGAUUAUCUCGCUUACCGUCGUUCACCUUUUUCAUCGGAUGCAUGGAAGAUGUCGUCAUUAACGGCGAAUGGGUCUAUUCCGGCACCACGUCGAAGACGGUAUACAUAGAGGACGUGGAGCCCGGUUGUCCUCGUGAGGCACAAUGCUCGCCUAAUCCUUGCAAAAAUGGCGGCCACUGUACUGAUCGUUGGCGCGACUUUUAUUGUAAAUGCGAGCGUCCUUAUCUCGGUCACACCUGUCAGUACAACAUGACUGCUGCAACUUUCGGUUACGAGAACAUCACGAACGGGUACGUGACCGUGAAGGUCAGCGAAGCGGCCAGGCGAAGCGUCAGCUCGGUCGUCGAUAUUUCAAUGUUCAUUCGCACACGCGAGACACGCGGUGACAUUUUCUAUCUGGGCACGGAGCCGGAUUUUCAGGGUGAUCAAAAACCCCAGGAAAGGACUUACAUAGCGGCACAGUUAGAAGGCGGAGAACUGCUUGUGAGAAUUCAGUUCAACGGUACCGAGGCUUAUACCGUCGGUGGAGUGAAACUUAACGAUGGAAACAAUCAUCUGAUUCAAGUAGUGAGAAAUGUCACUCUCGUCCAAGUCAAGAUCAAUGGCACUGAACAUUUCCGCAAAACCAUCAGUGCCACGGGAGAUCUGAACGUGACGGUACUCUAUCUAGGUGGUCUGCCGCAGGUGUCACGAUAUAUUCGUCAGGUCGACAGUAGACAGAUGGAAGUACAGCAAGCGCCGCAGAUUAACUUCAAAGGCGUAAUUCAGGAUGUGCAAAUAUCGAACGGCACGAAAACGAUGGUUGUGGAAUUCUUCCCGUUAAAGGCACACGACACGCAUAUUCCUACGCUUAUUCAAUUCGGUAACGUUUCCUUCGAUCACGAGAAAGUUCUCGAGGGUGUAGUAUCAGAUAACGUGUGCGUGAGCAGUCCGUGCAACCACAACGGUACGUGCCACAUUACGUGGAACGACUUCUGGUGCGAGUGUCCGCGCGGUUACACCGGCAAGACCUGUCAGGAGAUGGAGUUCUGUCAGCUGCAAGACUGUCCCGCGGGAUCGCGCUGUCAAAAUCUUGACGACGGUUACGAGUGCAUUGCCAACGCAACUUUUGACGGUGUCUCGACCGUUUUCGCGUACUCGUACGGUCGCGCCGACGACACAAACACCAGUGACUCGACCCUCGACACCAUCGAAAUCACUUAUCGAUCCAACACCGGUGGCGUUCUGCUCCACAUGACGCCUAAUGUGGGCGAUCAACAUUUCACCGUGUCCGUCCUUAAGGACGUCGUCACCGUGUUCUGGCGGCUUGACGAGGAAAAUUACAACACCGUCUCUUUUGCCAAGUCUCAACCUGAUGGAAACUGGACCUCGUUGCUGAUCAAACUGAACAACAACUCUCUGGAAUGCGGUUUCACCAAUCCCGCCGAAGACCAACUUCGUGCGAAUUCCAAUUUCAAUUUCCAACUUUGGCACGAUCUCUUGGUAACCGGAACAGUUAUUCUCGGUGGACUUUCCAGUUCUUUGUCCUUCGAUAGGGAUACAUACGUCACCGUUGGAUCUAGAUAUGAGGGAAGAAACGGAAUCGAAGAGGGAAAUAGCGUAGAUUAUAACGAACAUAAACUCACGACCAUUCCACCGCCGCAAAGUGGCAUUAUUUCCGAAGAACCGUUCAAAGGAUGUCUAGGCGAAGUGCGCAUUGGCAGCAUGUUGUUACACUACUUCUCGUACGACGAGAUAUACCAGAACGCGAAUUUUACGCCGUUGGAGUUUCUGACAUUGCAGAUCAACGAUAAUGCCACCCAUCUCGAUAGUAUCGGUUGUCAGUUGUGCUUCGACACGGACUGCAAAAAUAAUGGUACCUGCUUCGAUAUGGCAAACAGUUACGUGUGCGAAUGCCCUGCCGGAUACGCCGAGGAUGAUUGCUCCUUCGAUAUUGACGAGUGCAACGACAACAAGUGUCAAAAUGACGCACUGUGCGUCGACGGAAUCGCCAACUAUACUUGUGUGUGCAAUCCCGGCUGGCAAGGAUGGCUAUGUGACAGCGACGUUAACGAGUGCGUGGCAAAGGGUGGUCCGUGCCAGAACGGCGGUGUUUGCGUAAACGUACCGGGCUCGUUCAGGUGCGUAUGUCCGGACGAGUUUACCGGCGAAUUGUGCGAGAGCUUCCGGUUGAUUACUUGUGAAAACGAUCCGUGUAAGAAUGGCGCGACCUGCAUAGACUUACCGAAUCCGAUAACGGAUAACAACUUCACUUGCACCUGUAUGCCUGGUUUCGACAGUCCGACCUGUGACACGCCUUAUUGCAUCACCAAGAAGUGUCAGAACAGCGGUAGAUGUGACUUCCUGUAUCAGACGCCAAGAUGCACUUGCAUCCCCGGUUUCACCGGUAUGUAUUGCGAAAUAAACAUCGAUGAUUGCGCACCAAAUGCCGAGGGUGAAAUACCUUGUAAAAACGACGGCAGAUGUUACGACGGGGUGAACAACUAUACGUGCGACUGCCAAGGCACCGGAUACACAGGUCCCAAUUGUUCCAUUGACGUGAACGAGUGCGAAACCUUGGAGAUCGAUUGCGGACACGGUAAAUGCGAAAAUCUGCCUGGUAUCUAUCAGUGCAUCUGCGAACCCGGCUAUUGUGGCUACAAUUGCGGCAUGAUGGAUCCCUGUCGAGAAAAUUAUUGCUACAAUGGUGGCACGUGCGAAUGUUAUGAUGCGAUUGGUGGAUACCAAUGUCGAUGCGCUCCCGGAUAUAGAGGACAAAAUUGUACAGAGCCGGAUCUUCAGUUAGGCAGUCAAGCUCUCGAUGUGGCGCUAAUUGUAGGACCAAUCGUAGGGUGUUUUCUUCUUAUUGUGAUUGGCUUCCUCGUGGCACUCUUCAUGAUGGCAAGAAAGAAGCGUGCAACACGCGGCACGUAUAGUCCAAGCGCUCAGGAGUUCAGCAAUCCGCGAGUAGAAAUGGAUAACGUGCUUAAACCUCCGCCGGAAGAGAGAUUGAUCUAAUUGAUCGGCAAUAGGUGUUAAUGUAAUUAGAUAAUACGUAUAAAUCUCGUUAUAUGUGCGAUGCUAUUCAAAAGCGCAAAUCUUAUAUGCAAAGACGUAGCCUAGUCCCCCCAAAAAAAAACCAAUUCGUCAUUAGAAAUUUUAUAAACCGAAAUAGUCUCGAUAACAAAAAAAAAAAAAAAAAAUUAGUGGACGAAGUAAAACAAUUUUGUUAUAUUGUGUCUUCUAGUCUUCGGUGUUUUAUCGUUACAAAAAACUAGAUGAAUUAGAAGAAAUUUAUUUUAAAACGUAUUAAAAUAUUUAUAACUCGUUUUAGAAUUGAUGCGACAAAUCCCGUAAAGAUCUUUUAGUAAUUUUAGUAAUUUGUCGGUUUCUCUUACAAAAUAAUCGUGAAGAGGGGAAAAUUGUUCAUUAUUAUGCUAAUAUAAAAAAAAAAAAACAAGCGAUAUGCUUUAACAACAUAUUUAUCGUAAAAAACAAAACUUAUCGAUUAGUUUAUGUUUUAACGACCUCCGGUAACUCGCGAUAUCACGUUGAGACAAAGUGAAUCUGAUAUUUUGUUUAUUUCCUGAAUGACAAAUGUCCCAGAGAACGAUAUUAUACAUUGCACGCAGAAGUAUACAUUCGAAACAAUCAUUUAUGUUUGGAAAGUGUUUAGGAGUCUUGAUCUUUUUUAAUUGAAUAUGAGGGACCAAAUAAUAUAUAUGAUAUUUUUUAAUAUUCAAAACCUGACGAUGAAAAAUACAAGAAUCUUAAAGGCUUCCUGAAUGAUGACGAUAUCGACGAUUUAGGAGUGACUCGCGCUUCUCUCUCUGGGACACUUCGUAACGCGAAUAAAAAUUGAAAUCGUAAUAGAGGAAGUGUACUUAAAGCUUUUAAAAGUGUCCUUAAGGCGUUUAAGCAAUACUCGAGGGAAGCAAAAUACGAGCUAAACAAUCCCGUCCAUCUUAGUGCCUAAUCUGUCUAUGUUUCUCUGUCUGUCUCUUUCUGCCUAUUAUAUAUAGGAUAUACUUUUUUCCUUUAUAUACAUGUAUAUAAA